UAUUGACGGAUUUUCCUCUCUUAGCUGGGUUUUCCGCUCAUGAAAAGCUUAAUUUGAUCUUCUGCAUGGAAUAUAAUUCAUGAAUAAUUGGAUCGGUGCAUAUCUAGUUUGAUUCUUUUUUGUUUGAAUUCAUUUAGAUCUCCUAAAUUUCCACAAAACCAGAGAAAAUGGCUGUUACACAGGCAAGUGGAAAUUCCCAACCAAGCAAAUCAUGGGAAUUGAGCCUUUACGAGCUUCACCGAUCCCCGCAAGAAGCGAUCACCGAUGACACCGAGAUCGCAGUGUCUCCCCGGAGUCUACACAGUGAGCUGAUGUGCCCCAUAUGUCUUGACAUGCUAAAGAAUACAUAUACCACCAAGGAAUGCUUACAUCGUUUCUGCCAGGAUUGCAUCAUCACAGCGCUUCGAAGCGGGAACAAGGAGUGCCCGACCUGUCGUAAGAAGCUCGUCUCCAAGAGGUCUCUGCGGCCAGACCCCAAUUUCGACGCCCUCAUCUCAAAGAUCUAUCCCAGCAGAGAUGAAUACGAAGCUCAUCAGGAGAGGGUUUUGGCCAAACUCAACAAGAGACAUAAUGCUACUGCUCUGAGCUCUAGUAUUGAGGAAGGGCUCAAGGUACAAGCUUUGAACAGAGCGCAAAGAGUUCCACCAAAAAGGAAACCAGAAUUCAACCUUGCUGGUGGCGAGCUACCCCCAGAUGACUCCGCCCUUGACCCCGCCCAGUGCGGAGGUGGUGGUGAUGGGGACCUGAACGGCGACCCUCAAGCACCGGCAGGCCCGGAGGGAUUAUCCCUUGCCCCUCCUCCCUCUGCACCCCUGACACCCCCGUCGGAAUCCCCUCAGGAGGAGAGGAGAUUAAUGAGAUCGCAUUCGGAGGAUUUAUCAUCUAGUCAAGGGUGCAAUUCAUUCCAGGAUCGGGAUUCUCUCCAGGCGAUGAAACGGGCAAGAACAUCGGAUGAUUCCAGUAGCUGUGGAGACGUGGAGGGAGAGGGCGAGGGUAGUAUUGACUUACCAGACCCAUCUAAUGAGAUAGAGUUGGUUUUUAAGCCUCAUCCAGAUGAAGUCAACCAUAUGUUUCCUUACAUGGUGAGAUACCUCAAGACAUCGGCCCUUGCUUCAAUAGAUCACCUAGCCAAGUACCUGUCUAUGAGGAUCGCUCUCGAACUAAGAGAUGCUGGUUCAAUGGAUAGUCAGAGUUCGUCCAAUCAAAACGAAGGAAAUUGCGGAGAGUUUACCAUCUUCAUCAGUCCAUCACCGUGUCAAUUCCAGCCAUUGAAUGGUAACCUAACCCUCGAACAGGUCAACGAGAGACACUGGAAAGUUAAUAGGCCAUUGGAGAUGUACUUUCUUGGUAAGAAGUGAGAUGGGAUACCAGUCUUUGCUUAUAUGACAGCUCUUGAAUGGUAACCUAACCCUCGAACAGGUCAACGAGAGACACUGGAAAGUUAAUAGGCCAUUGGAGAUGUACUUUCUUGGUAAGAA
This is a messenger RNA of Lytechinus variegatus (green sea urchin), 1478 nucleotides long. RefSeq names its product E3 ubiquitin-protein ligase RING2-like. The transcript has 10 exons. Bases 168 to 1358 code for a protein of 396 amino acids. The record is from RefSeq and is a predicted model, not a curated record. Gene Ontology annotation, cellular component: PcG protein complex; ubiquitin ligase complex. Gene Ontology annotation, molecular function: chromatin binding; ubiquitin protein ligase activity. NCBI's taxonomy places the organism in Eukaryota, Metazoa, Echinodermata, Echinoidea, Temnopleuroida, Toxopneustidae.